Messenger RNA from Spinacia oleracea (spinach), 1607 nucleotides. RefSeq lists its product as uncharacterized. Gene Ontology annotation, molecular function: cysteine-type deubiquitinase activity; metallopeptidase activity; protein binding. Bases 156 to 1388 code for a protein of 410 amino acids. Gene Ontology annotation, cellular component: BRISC complex; BRCA1-A complex. The transcript has 10 exons. Lineage: Eukaryota; Viridiplantae; Streptophyta; Magnoliopsida; Caryophyllales; Amaranthaceae. Gene Ontology annotation, biological process: DNA repair; protein K63-linked deubiquitination. The record is from RefSeq and is a predicted model, not a curated record.
GUUUGGACUGACAAUAAGCGAACAACAAACUCUCGUUCUUUCCUCAACUCAACGCGAUUUCACCCCUUGACCAGGAGAACUGCAGUGACGUUGUACCUGCACUUCCUCCCAAAUCACCAUUUUCACCUCUCAUAGGUGAGAUUGACAAGGAAAAGAUGUCGCUAACAAGCGUAAAAAUGUCCGAAGAAGUGUGGUUAACUUGCGUCACCCACGCAUUUUCCACCGAAACUGAAGAGAUCAUGGGCCUUCUUCUUGGGGACAUUGAGUGUUCGAGAAGUGGAAAUACGACUGCUUUGAUAUGGGGCGCGGCACCGCAGACUCGGUCUGAUAGGAGGAAGGAUAGAGUGGAGACUAAUCCCGAACAGUUGGCUGCAGCAUCAGCUAUGGCGGAAAGGAUGAGUGCUGCAACAGGAAGAAGAACAAGAGUGAUUGGAUGGUAUCAUUCUCAUCCUCAUAUAACUGUCCUUCCAUCGCAUGUUGAUGUGCGCACUCAGGCAAUGUAUCAGCUUUUAGAUUCAGGCUUCAUUGGGCUUAUAUUUUCAUGUUUUAAUGAAGAUACUUUUAAGGUUGGAAGAAUUCAAGCCAUUGCUUUCCAGUCCCUGGAUGGGAAACAGAGCUACAUUUCAAGAGCUGUUACUCUGUCUCCUGUACAUAAAAAUAAUAUCAUAGAUGUUGAAUCAUCUCUGAGUUCUGAUGAUGCUUCAAGGUUAGGUUCUGGAAAGGCUGAAAAACUUGAACAGGACACUGGUGAUUCAAGAACUGCUUCAACUAAGGGCACUGAUAGAGUAGGAGGGAAGUUUCAUCCUGAAAGCUCUGGUAAUGCUUUUGGCGACAUCGAUCCCAUGGAUAUGUCUGAUGGCAUGCAAGAAGCAAUGCACCGCUCUCAUUUGGAAAUGAGUGGAGCAGAGUAUAUUCGGAAAGAAAUUCCUCUUGACGUUCUUCCUGCAUUGUCCCUUCUCAAGCUUGAUUCACCUUUGUCCUCUUUUACGGAUUUGCAGCGCGUGCUAUAUGAAGAGGAGAAGGCUGCUUAUCACCAAGCCGUAUCCCAGAAUAUCAGGGAUGGCAAGGUUCAUCCUCUUACUUUCAUUCAUCAUACAUCAACAUAUCAGGCUUCAAUGUGCAAGUUAAUGGAGUACUGUCUUACUCCUGCUAUUGAGGCUCUUGAAGACCGUCUUCGAGAAAAUGAACUUCGGUUAGGAAUGUUGACUGAAGAAGCAAAAGUUUUGGAGGCCGAGGCCUCCAGAGGGACUGAGGGUACAAUAGGAUCCCCACUUCGGGUUGACAGUUAUCGAAGCAGUCCUGCUCGUGCUCAUAGUUUCGGCGAAUCUGUUAAUAUAAGAAGUCCUGCUCCUGCUAGUCCAAGUAGCAGAAGUAGAAAAGGUUUUUGACAAAAUUCAACAGUUAAGCUUCUGAGUUUUUAGUGACAAUUCUUGCUCAAGGUUUUGGAUUUCCGGGAUAAAUUGUAAUUUCACUAUCAUACUUCCCCAUUUUGGUGGCGUUUCAGCUGAUCGAAACAGUGCUUUGUAGCAAGGUUGUAUUAUAUAAACAGUGUCCUGUAAAUGUUGAUGAAUCAAGCAAUGAAUGCAAUUGUUUUGUUUUUCUAGGAA